Moneuplotes crassus is the source of this 1367-nucleotide messenger RNA. The record is from the annotation of a GenBank genome assembly. NCBI's taxonomy places the organism in Eukaryota, Ciliophora, Spirotrichea, Euplotida, Euplotidae.
GCCAUAAGUUAUUUUGCGAGAUAUAGCAUGAAGCAGAGAGGGAUAUACGCUCUCUCUCGAUCAAGCUUUUGUACCAAAAAUCAUGGAGCAAAUGGGUACCAAGAGCCUUCCUUGGCAGAUCCUUUUGGAGCUCAAGAUGCUCCUCCUACUUCUGAACAGAAAUUAGCCAAAGCUGAGGUAGAAGAAGAAACUGUCAUUGAUGUAGCAGAAGAAAUUACUGGGCUUGGCCACUUCUCAAAAUCACUUGAAUUCAUAAACAAGAGAGAUUAUAAAAAUGCAGAUUUAGAACUGAAGAAGUCACUAAAGGAAAUUAAGGAUAAGAAGCAAGAUAAGUCCCUCGUAUAUCUCCAUGUCCUCAACAAAUUGGCUUAUGUAAACUUUUUAUCCCAAAAGAUGCCACAGGCUGAACGGUACUUCACUAUCUGUAAAGAUAUGGUGACAAAAAUUCCUGAUGUCCAAGAUAAUGGGUUUGCCUUCCAUAAUUCCCUCCUUGAAUUUUACUUAAACACAAAUCUAAGUAAAGCAAAAGAGAUGAUUGAUAAUAUGUUGGAGAUGGAUUUUACUGCACAAAAUCUGAAGAGGACCAGAUUCUCACUUGGGAAUUACUAUCUCCUUAACAAAGAGUUUGAGAAAUCCUCCAGCGAAUAUAGAAGUAUCCUAAAAAUGGUUCCUGAUGAGCGUCUUAAAGGCUUCGUUUUCAAUAACAUGAACAUCUCUGAUAUCCGGUUGUCUGAAAAGGAAGGGAUUACUGAGGCAAAACAGACAGAUUUCGUUAAUAUUUUCAAAGAAUCCAUUUCCAUUCUCGAAGAUAUUCCUCAGAUUAGAGCAACGAACCCUGCCACUGACAUCGAGAAGGAAAUAUCAGAGGAGAUCCUGGACUUUAAAACUGUAAUCCCAUCGAAUUAUAGUGUUGAAAAUGGUGAUAGAUACACAGGAGUUUUUAAGAAUAGGGAUUCAGGCAGAGUUAUAACCAAUAUGGUUGAAUUCUUGUUAUUUCACAGUAAGACACCUAGUGAUAUCUCAUUCUGGUUCAAGAUUGGCCUAGACUUCCAUCAAAACGUAGCCCCUGAGAAAAUAGAUAGAUUUUUAACCUAUCUUGCAGUCUUUUACUCCUCAAAUCAGCAAGUUUCUGUGGCGGAGAAGAUUUUUAGGGAAGCACUGACCAAGAUGGAAAAAGAUUUCUCAUAUACCAAAGCAAUGGGACUAAAUAUGUAUGGAAGGAUGCUCUUGAAGCAUCCUAAAAGGAAAGUCCAGGCUUAUACUCUCCUGAAGCAGAGUGAAAGAUUGAUGUCGAUACUCCCCUACUGGUACGACAACUUUGAGAAUAUAUUCACAAUGGAAAAUAUCGAAUAAUCGGAUUAACAAUG